This is a messenger RNA of Capsicum annuum, 984 nucleotides long. Its product is annotated as putative 4-hydroxy-4-methyl-2-oxoglutarate aldolase 3. NCBI's taxonomy places the organism in Eukaryota, Viridiplantae, Streptophyta, Magnoliopsida, Solanales, Solanaceae. The record is from RefSeq and is a predicted model, not a curated record. The transcript is spliced from 2 exons. Gene Ontology annotation, molecular function: ribonuclease inhibitor activity. Gene Ontology annotation, biological process: regulation of RNA metabolic process. Bases 221 to 721 code for a protein of 166 amino acids.
ACAUAAUUGUAUACUCAUACUCUCACACACAUGAAAAGUACAUAAUUACAUGAAAAGUAUAUAUAUAUAUAAAAUUACUUGUCCUUCCAAUUUUAGAAUUCUAUCUUCAUUCUUGAAUUUGGGUAAAGCUCAUAUACCAACUACUGAUAGAAGAUAAGGCUGCCAGAAACGAAACUGAACUGAUUCAGUUUUACGACCUGUCAUACUUCCGGGAUAAGAUAUGGCAUCCUUGGCGACAGCAGAAGUGUGUGAUGUGAAUGCAGCGCAUCUGUCAAGUGGCGAUCUACGAGUUUUGCCACCAAUCUUCAAGAUAUAUGGUCAAUGCCGAGCUUUCUCCGGCCCCAUCGCCACCCUUAAGGUAUUUGAGGACAAUGUGUUGGUUAGGGAGCUUCUUGAAACUAAAGGUGAAGGAAGAGUUCUUGUCAUAGAUGGCGGAGGGAGUAUGCGAUGUGCUUUAGUAGGAGGGAACUUGGGACAACUAGCCCAGAAUAUGGGUUGGGCAGGUAUUGUGGUUAAUGGCUGCAUUCGAGAUGUAGAUGAGAUUAACGGUUGUGACAUUGGUGUUCGUGCAUUGGCAUCGCACCCUCAGAAAUCGAACAAGAAAGGUCAGGGCGAAAAGCAUGUUCCUAUUUACAUUGGAGGCAUGCUGAUUCGUGAAGGAGAGUGGUUAUAUGCAGAUAGUGAUGGCAUCCUCGUAUCAAAAACUGAAUUAUCGGUCUGAUUUGAGAAUCGUGUGGUUAUUCUGCUCUCAGUUCUGUGUGUUCAGAUUUAUGAUCAAAAGCCAUAUAUCAAUCAGGCUAAAUUCUUGUUUUGUGUUGUGUUGUUCUGUAGAUAGUUUCAUUCAUGUAAUCUAAUAAGGGUGUACCCAUUACUAUUUUUCAUGGCUGUGAGCUUUUGUACCGAAACCAAGCAGCUUGAGUUUGCUCACAGAAUGAAGUACUCUUUGAUAUUUUUGUAUAACAUAAUCGCGGCAGCUUCUCAGCC